Cololabis saira (Pacific saury) is the source of this 2515-nucleotide messenger RNA. It is a transcript of the gene hmga1a, whose product is annotated as high mobility group AT-hook 1a. The transcript has 5 exons. Lineage: Eukaryota; Metazoa; Chordata; Actinopteri; Beloniformes; Belonidae. The record is from RefSeq and is a predicted model, not a curated record. Bases 171 to 464 code for a protein of 97 amino acids. Gene Ontology annotation, cellular component: chromatin; nucleus. Gene Ontology annotation, biological process: regulation of DNA-templated transcription. Gene Ontology annotation, molecular function: DNA binding; transcription coregulator activity.
UCUCUCUUGUGCAGCAUCGUGCAGCCAGGUUCCGUGUCUUGUCCGUGCAGCACGUCGGCGGGUGUAAUGCAGCGCUGACGGGACAGAAAUAGACCUGGGAAAUAAGCGCGGAUUAAUCGAGUUUAGCGCGUAAAGCGGUGCUCGGUUUAGGUUUGAAAACCUGAGCAAACAUGAGCGACAAGGGGACAGUCUCACCGAAAGACAAGGAGGCGACAGAGAAGAGAGGGCGUGGAAGACCCCGCAAGACGCCCGAGGCCAAGGUCUCCGACGAACCCAGUGGAUCCCCGACUCCAAAGAGGCCCAGAGGGCGGCCGAAGGGCAGCAAGAACAAGGCAUCGGGCAAGGGCAAAAGGGCAACAGCAGCCCCAUCUGCAGGGGGGAAACGCAGGGGAAGACCUAAGAAGGAGGUGAAGGAAGAAAAGGCAGAGUCAUCCGAGGAGGAAGAGGAGGAAGAGGACCAGUAAUUCAGCGCAUGCUACCUCACUCAACAUACUGACUUACUGUUAACCAGAAGUGGGCUGUAUCUCCAACACCAGUGCCACCACAUGACCACUGUUCACGACAAAGCCCCCCUUAACCAAAGGCGGGUCAACACAGUACAUUUAUCAUGCAGCAGCACUGGAUAGAAAGGACUUGUUCAAACAUAGUUUUAAGAAUAACAUGAAUGAUAAUGGCCCUUUUCUCUACAUGUCAUGUAUCAAAAGUCUCUUAUACUGGACAAAGUGUGCUCUGCGGAGUCUGGACAUGGUUUUUUUUUUUCUUUCUUCCCCUCCCCUAAAUGGUUUUUAGGAUACUUUCUCUGCUUAAUGUUAUUAGUUGUACCUGCAUCUGAGAUGGUGGGGCAUCCUCUUUUUUUUUUUUUUUUUUUUACUGGACAAAGGUGAAUUUUACCCAUUUGCUAUAUAUUUUUUCUGUUUUGUUCGAGUGGUUAACGUGUCCUUUGCGUCAUAUCAUAGAUGGAGUUGAGCUUCAGUGUUUAGGAUGGGGUGACUGAUGGUAGAAAUGUCUGUUCCAUGUCUGGUGGCCCGGAUCGUGACGUCUACACCCACGUUUUUUUUCUGUUUUAAGGACAGUUUAGGUUCAGCGAUGGCUCUCAGUCCCCGGUGCAGUGUGGAGAUGGUAGUGUACUGUUGGACAUCAGAAUCUUCUGAUCGGAUGGUUUUUGUUCCUCAAAAUCGCAUCUUUAUUUUUUAAGUGUGCUGCUUUUUCCUAUAACUCGAUUCUCUUCGGUAUGUGUUUUUAAAGGAGUGUUGGCAGAGUUCUAGCCUGAAAGUCAUCAGUGUCAUUUCUUCAGGGAGCUUUUACGAAUGCUGUUACAUUGGCUUCUUUGUCUUCACUCGGUCCUGUAUUUUUUUCUAAAUACUCAAUCACUUAAGGCAAACCGCAAUUAGUCAAACAAGAAGUUCGAUUGUAGUAGUGGAUAGUUGGUGGCACUGCUAUCCGACAGGGCUGUACUUGUGUGUGUGUGUGUGUGCGUGCGUGCCCGUAUGUGUGUAUAUAUUUCUCUCCCUCCAUUCCAUUGGACUCUCACUGCUUCACCCAACGUCGUCAGUCUCGUCACUUCAUAGCACCGUUCUAAACUUUUCUUAGUCCUCUUAAGAUUUGUCGUAUGCCGUCUGCUACAGAAACAAAAAUGCUCGUGUCUUCAAAGUGUCAGGGAACCCGCAGUCACAGUCCACUUAACUGGGUUUUUCCACAAACCUAAGCUGCUACAACCUCAGUUACAGAACCCGGAAAACUGCAAACAGGCCACACAAAGCCUGGGACUUCAUACCUCACUCAACAGCUUACUUUACCAUAUGAUUGCAUUUAACUAGUUGUGUCCGUCUGUCUUUUUUUUUUUGUGGUGUAACUUUUUGGCAUGAGUUGAAAUUGUUAUGACUUUCUUUUUCCUCUUAACCCAACUGUAACAAGGUAUCUGAAGAUGUUGAGUGUGAUUGCGUGCAUACGCUUUUUUUUUUUUUUGGGCUCGUUCAUAAUCGCAGCUUGCAGACAGGUUUUUUUUUUUUUGUAAUGUGUGAAGAAAGUCAGGGAGACCUGUCAGCUUGACGACUGUGUUCGAUGACUGUGGUAGAUUAGCAAGUGUGUUUUUAUCCUUUUUAAAAAGAAAAAAAAAAAUAUCCUCUGGUGCACUGAAAUGUUGGUUCAAAGUUUUUUUCUUUUCAUGGACAAGUGUGUGUUUGUGUGUGUGUGCGUGUGUGCAGACUGGGCGCUCCUCUCACUGUUCUGUUGGCUGCCAUUCGUCUGGCAUUACCACCACCCCCAGCCACCCGUGACAUUCUCAUUAUCAUCAGUUCGUUUUUGUUUGUUUCUUUUGUCCUUUUCAAUCCUUUCAACUACUCAGUAUCAUUUUACAUAGAAACAACAUGCAUCUAUUGAUUUAUAUACUGUAAACUCAAUAGGAUGGGAUUUUUUUUUUUUGAUGUACACAUAUAUAAAUGUACAAUGUCUAUAUUUCUAUGGUGCCCUACAAUUUGUAUCGGAAAUGGUCAAUAAAGAGAAUUUUUCUUUGUCU